AUGGCUUCUCGGGCUGCUCCGCUGGUGUUUCCGGCGCUGAGCCGACACACGGCCACGGUCAUCUUCGUCCACGGACUGGGCGAUAGCGGUCAUGGCUGGGCCGAUGCCGUGCAGCUGUGGCAGAGGAAGCACAGGCUGGACGAGGUGAAGUUCAUCCUGCCAAAUGCGCGUGUCAUGCCCAUUACAGUGAAUGGAGGCUACCCCAUGCCUGCUUGGUUUGAUGUCAAAUCUCUUGGCGCUUCAUCGAACAUGACCCUUGACGAGAGGUCUCGCGAUACGGAUGAAGCUGGUAUCCUCGAGUCUCGCGCCUACCUCUACUCUCUCAUCCAGAGUGAAGUUUCACAGGGCAUCUCCUCUGAUCGCGUUGUGCUGGGCGGCUUUUCCCAAGGCGGCGCCAUGAGUGUCUUCUCCGGCAUCACAGCUCCCUUCAAGCUGGCUGGCAUUGUUGGCAUGUCCUGCUGGCUACCUCUCAGCCACAAGUUGAAAGAGUUCAUCCCGGGGACCAAUUUCAACCAGGACACGCCCAUCUUCAUGGGACACGGCGAUGCGGACCCGACCGUUCUGUAUGAGUGGGGUACAGCUACUGAGCAGAGACUCAAGGACCUCAACUAUGAUGUGAAUCUAGAGACAUAUGGGGGCAUGGGACACUCUGCCUGUAUGGAGGAGUUUGAAGACGUCGAGUCUUUCCUCGUUUCGAAGCUCCCUGCGAAAGGUAGUGCUUAA
Trichoderma asperellum CBS 433.97 is the source of this 723-nucleotide messenger RNA. RefSeq lists its product as uncharacterized. Lineage: Eukaryota; Fungi; Ascomycota; Sordariomycetes; Hypocreales; Hypocreaceae. Gene Ontology annotation, cellular component: cytoplasm. Gene Ontology annotation, molecular function: palmitoyl-(protein) hydrolase activity; carboxylic ester hydrolase activity. Gene Ontology annotation, biological process: protein depalmitoylation. The record is from RefSeq and is a predicted model, not a curated record.